This is a messenger RNA of Onthophagus taurus, 1622 nucleotides long. It is a transcript of the gene Kal1, whose product is annotated as anosmin-1 Kallmann syndrome 1. Gene Ontology annotation, cellular component: cell surface; extracellular region. NCBI's taxonomy places the organism in Eukaryota, Metazoa, Arthropoda, Insecta, Coleoptera, Scarabaeidae. The record is from RefSeq and is a predicted model, not a curated record. Gene Ontology annotation, molecular function: peptidase inhibitor activity; protein binding. Gene Ontology annotation, biological process: neuron differentiation.
CGUUGAGCUGUUGUUGCAUCCCUCCUUCGGGUUCUUCGGGUCUCUCCUUUGGAACUAGAUCAGGCGACGGCAGCAGCAACAGCAGCCAAACGCCCGCAGUCCCGAAGACCUCGGCCUUCUCGUUUAGUGAUUGGCGGUCUGCGAUACCGGGAACAUGACGCGAAAGAAGUGCUCCUCAUCAUCACCACUCCCGAUUCUCUUCGCCGUCGUCGUCUUCAUCCUCAUUAAAUUAUCUUCCGCUAAGUGCCGUUUCAAGGAAGGACAACCAGAUUCUAUUUUAUUAGCUACUUGUGAAGCUCGAUGUCUUCAUCAGGACGAUAAAGAUAUGUGUCAAAAACUUUGCGUAAGAAGAGGGUUAACAAAACCGGGAUCUUGUCCACGCGAUAUCCAGUAUAACUCCAAUUUAACUUUAUCGCCGUUUUCGGCAGUUUGCGUGGAUACUUGUUCCAAGGAUUCGCAGUGUCCGGGGAUUUUGAAAUGUUGCAGGCACGAUUGCGGGGUUUCUUGUCAACACCCACUUAAUCUUCAUAACGCAACAGGUUUACCGCCAAUCCCUACAGAAAUCCGAGUCCGAGAAAAACGUCGAAGAAAAGCAGCGAUAAUCGAAUGGUCAAAACCGCACUUUAACGAUUUCAACGUAAUUUAUAUUUUACAAGAACGUCAUUACACCGGAAAACAUCUCCAAGCUGAUCACAUGACUGAAUGGUCGGCUUGUAUGAAAGCUAGAAGAGCUAGGAUCCGUUUUUCAGUAAAACCAGGAACUUGGUACAAUUUUCGAAUAGCAGCCGUAAACGAAAACGGAACAAGAGGAUUUUCACAUAUGUCACUUAAUUUUAUUUAUUCAGCUGAUCCAAAACCGCCAAAAGAACCCACCGAUGUUCAAGUAGGUCCUUUAUGGCUUCAAAACGGAUCUUUAAAUACAGAGUUAAUAUGGUCGCCACCACAUUCCGAUUUACCAAUACAAAGAUAUAGUGUUUUUUGGAGUCGAAGGUUAAUGGGAGUUACGGACUCCGUUUUGGUGCGACAACAAUACGUUCCAAAGGAUCAAACAAGAUUCUUAUUACAAGGAUUACAACCGAACUCCUCUUAUUUCUUACAAAUUCAAGCAAUAGCUUAUUAUGGUAAACAAAAACUUAGGGGAAGAAAAUCUGGGUUAGUACUCAACACGACUAUUUUAGCAAAUGUAACUGAAGAUGAUUAUUAUAAAUACCAACAAAAUAAUUUUGGGUUAAACGUAAAAAAACCUUAUUGGAAAGAUGGGGAUUUAAGGACGAGAAUAGUAUGGAAGAAAAAUAGUUCAAAAUAUAAUAUAACGUGGUCGAACGUUUCUUGUAAUGACCGAGAUGUUGAAGUUAUGAAAUUAAAUGAUAUAACAACGGAAUCAAAAUACGAAGUUCAUAGUUUAAAAUUUGGAUGUCGAUACAAAGUAACAUUAAGAGAAUUUUCAAGAACAAAAACAUCUCACGAUACAACGGUAACGUUUGCAACCCCAUUAUGUUUAGAGUUACGUAAGAAUAACAAACACGUUCGAUGUCAUAAUCUUUGAAUGUUAUAUAAUUUUUAAAUUGUAUUAUGGAUGUUGGUUAUAGUUAAAAUGAUUAAUAAAAGAGGUUUUAUUUAUU